This is a messenger RNA of Micromonas pusilla CCMP1545, 894 nucleotides long. RefSeq lists its product as uncharacterized. The coding region runs from base 1 to 894 and encodes 297 amino acids. Lineage: Eukaryota; Viridiplantae; Chlorophyta; Mamiellophyceae; Mamiellales; Mamiellaceae. The transcript has a single exon. The record is from RefSeq and is a predicted model, not a curated record.
AUGGAUCGCGCCGACCGUCGUCGUCGCGCGCCGUCGCGCCUCCUCGCCGUCGCGCUCCUCGUCGUCGCGCUCGCGCUCGCGUCGUUCGCGACCCCCGUCGCGGGCGCGCACCUCUCCGUCGACGAGCGGAUGGAGCUGGCGCGAUCCAUGAGGAAGCGCGCGGGCGGCGAUCCCGCCGCGACGACGCUCGACACCGGGGCGCUGCACGCGGAAGCGCGCAAGAUCGCGGAAGCGCGCGCGGGGGCGAACCGCGAGCGGGACGCGCGCGAGGCGGCGGCGGCGCGGAGGGAGCCGCCGCGUCACGCGAAGCCGGCGAUGAAGCCGUCGCCGACGCCGGACUCCUAUCAGUCUUCGAAGAAGGAUCCGGAAGAGGCGAACACGUCGCGGAGGGCAUCGCGAUCGUCCUCCUCGUCCUCGACGCGGCGCGCGACGUCCGCGAAGAUGGGCGCCGCCUCCUCCUCAUCGUCCUCCUCCUCCUCCUCCGCGUCGUCGCCGCGGCCGCCGUCGAUGACGCUCGCGCAAGCGCACGCCGCCAUCGACGAGGUCACCGCCGUCGUGCGCGUCCCCGCCAACGCCGCGCGAAUCGCGGCGAUAAAAAAACAAGUCGACGCGGACCCGGACAACGCGAUGAUGGCGAUGUUCUCGUUCAUGCCGCUCGCGAACGAGCUGAUGGGGCCCGCGAUGAAGAAGUACGGGUACGCCGAUCAAGAGAACGGCGGCGGGCUGAUGCCGUUCCUGAACGCGCUGCAGGAGGACCGCGGCGACGACGCGUUGCGGGACAAGGCGAGGACGCUUCGAAAGCUCGUCGUGCCGGAGAGCAUGUUGCCGAUGGUCGAGGCGAUGUACGGCGGCGGCGGCGGCGGGGGGGGGGGGACCAGAAGGAGCGAGUUGUGA